AUGUUCGUGAGGAAGCGCGAUGGGCGCCAGGAGCGCGUCCAGUUCGACAAGAUCACGGCCAGAGUGUCGAGGCUAUGCUAUGGCCUCGACAUGGACCACGUUGACCCGGUCGCCAUUACCCAAAAGGUCAUCUCUGGUGUGUACGGAGGCGUUACAACUGUGCAGCUUGAUGAUUUGGCCGCCGAAACUGCCGCCUACAUGACUGUCACACAUCCCGACUAUGCCAUCCUUGCUGCCCGUAUUGCAGUCUCCAACCUCCACAAGCAGACGAAGAAGCAAUGGUCUUCAGUCGUCAGCGAUCUCUACCACUAUGUGAACCCCAAGAACGGCCGCUUGUCCCCGAUGAUUGCGAAGGAGACGUACGAUUGUGUCAUGAGGCACAAGGAGGAGCUUGAUUCUGCCAUCGUUUACGACCGCGACUUCAACUACCAAUACUUCGGCUUUAAGACCUUGGAGAGAUCCUAUCUUCUCAAGCUUGAUGGCAAGAUUGCCGAGAGACCACAGCACAUGAUCAUGCGUGUUGCCGUUGGCAUCUGGGGUGACGAUGUUGAGCGCGUCAUUGAGACGUACAACUUGAUGUCGAGCAAGUGCUUCACCCACGCUUCGCCCACAUUGUUCAACGCCGGUACUCCCCAGGCACAGCUGUCGUCCUGCUUUCUCGUCGACAUGAAGGAAGACUCUAUUGAGGGCAUCUACGACACUCUGAAGACCUGCGCCAUGAUAUCAAAAAUGGCCGGCGGCAUUGGUCUAAACGUCCACCGCAUCCGUGCCACUGGCUCCUACAUCGCCGGCACCAAUGGCACCUCCAACGGUGUUACCCCUAUGCUCCGCGUCUUCAACAACACCGCCCGCUAUGUCGACCAGGGUGGCAACAAGCGCCCCGGUGCCUUUGCCAUCUAUCUCGAGCCCUGGCAUGCCGACGUCUUCGAGUUUUUGGACCUCCGCAAGAACCACGGCAAGGAGGAGGUCCGUGCCCGUGACCUUUUCCUCGCCCUUUGGAUCCCUGAUCUCUUCAUGAAGCGAGUGGAGAAGAACGGUGACUGGACACUGAUGUGUCCCAACGAGUGCCCGGGUCUUGCCGACUGCUAUGGCGAGGAAUUCGAAGCCUUGUACGAGAAGUACGAGCGCGAAGGCAAGGGUCGAAAGACCAUGAAGGCCCAGAAGCUCUGGUAUGCCAUUCUCGAGGCCCAGACUGAGACCGGCAACCCUUUCAUGCUCUACAAGGAUCAUGCCAACCGCAAGAGCAACCAGAAGAAUCUCGGCACCAUUCGAAGCUCCAACCUUUGCACGGAAAUCAUUGAGUACUCGGCCCCUGACGAGGUCGCCGUCUGCAACUUGGCGUCCCUUGCUCUCCCUUCUUUCGUGAACUACAACGACGGAAUCUAUGACUUCCAGAAGCUACACGAUGUCACCCAGGUUGUUGUUCGCAACCUGAAUAGGAUCAUCGACGUCAACCACUAUCCCGUCCCGGAGGCUCGCAACAGCAACAUGCGCCAUCGGCCCAUUGGCCUCGGUGUCCAGGGUCUUGCUGAUGCAUUCUUGGCUUUGCGACUGCCGUUCGAGUCGCCUGAGGCUCGUGAACUGAACAAGAAGAUCUUCGAGACCAUCUACCACGCUGCUCUCACCAUGUCAGUGCAGCUAGCCAAGGAGGAGGGCACCUAUUCGUCUUAUGAAGGCUCCCCAGUCUCACAGGGCGUCCUUCAAUAUGACAUGUGGGGAGUCAAGCCCUCCGACCUCUGGGACUGGGAUUCUCUCAAGGAACAGAUCAAGCAGCAUGGUGUGCGUAACAGCUUGCUCGUCGCCCCCAUGCCAACCGCCAGUACUUCCCAGAUUCUGGGCAACAACGAAUGCUUUGAGCCUUACACCUCCAACAUCUACCAGCGUCGCGUCUUGGCUGGUGAGUUUCAGGUUGUCAACCCUUGGCUCCUCAAGGACCUCGUCGACAUGGGCUUGUGGUCUGAUGCCAUGAAGAACCGCAUUAUUGCUGAGAAUGGCUCCGUGCAGAACAUUCCCAACAUUCCCGCCGAGGUCAAGGCCCUGUACAAAACCGUCUGGGAAAUUUCCCAACGUACCGUCGUUCAAAUGGCCGCCGACCGUGGCGCCUUUAUCGACCAGUCCCAGUCCCUCAACAUUCACAUGAAAGACCCGACCAUGGGCAAGAUCACUAGCAUGCAUUUCGCAGGCUGGAAGCUAGGGCUGAAGACCGGCAUGUACUACCUGCGCACGCAAGCUGCUGCUGCCCCCAUUCAGUUUACUGUCGACCAGGAGGCGCUGAAAAUUGCCGACAGCAAUAUCAGCAGUAAGGUCCUCAACAAGAAGCGCGCGCCGCCGCCAGGUCAUAUUUCAUCUCCUUCCACGAACCUGGGCCCGAGGCCUAUGUAUGCAAAGAAAGAAGAGGGUUCUUCCCAAGACAACGGCAUUCCUACGCCUAGCGUCACGCCUCCUCGGACGGCGCCUGCCCAGAAGCCCGACAACAUGAAGGCUGAUAUUGAAGAGGGCGGUAGCCCCCGCGCUCUCCCUAUGGAGCCUGCCGAUAAGCUCAAGAUAGAGGAGCUUCAGACCCCCGGUAGCAAGACCCCCGAUGCCGAGGAUAAGGCAGAAGACAGCAAGGAACGUGAGAUGGAUAUCUAUUCUGAAGCUGUUCUUGCAUGCAGCAUUGAGAACCCUGAGUCUUGCGUCAUGUGCAGCGGUUGA
This is a messenger RNA of Colletotrichum aenigma, 2694 nucleotides long. It is a transcript of the gene rnr-1, whose product is annotated as Ribonucleoside-diphosphate reductase large chain. Lineage: Eukaryota; Fungi; Ascomycota; Sordariomycetes; Glomerellales; Glomerellaceae. Gene Ontology annotation, cellular component: ribonucleoside-diphosphate reductase complex. Gene Ontology annotation, molecular function: ATP binding; ribonucleoside-diphosphate reductase activity, thioredoxin disulfide as acceptor. Bases 1 to 2694 code for a protein of 897 amino acids. The transcript is spliced from 4 exons. Gene Ontology annotation, biological process: DNA replication; deoxyribonucleotide biosynthetic process. The record is from RefSeq and is a predicted model, not a curated record.